This is a messenger RNA of Lachnellula hyalina, 1521 nucleotides long. RefSeq lists its product as uncharacterized. Bases 1 to 1521 code for a protein of 506 amino acids. The record is from RefSeq and is a predicted model, not a curated record. Lineage: Eukaryota; Fungi; Ascomycota; Leotiomycetes; Helotiales; Lachnaceae. The transcript has 2 exons.
AUGGCCCUUUCCACUGGGACUCCAUCUGUCAACGGUGGGACUACCAUGAGCAAUGAUGAGGUGAUGGUGCAAAAUGAAAACGGGACCUUUUCAAUUCUUCCAGCGCCUGGUCAUGGUCUUGGCUGGACGAUCCCCACCAACAUUUCAACAAUGCCAAAGAUACAUACAAACGCAGCUUUGCAUCUGCUUCAGUGGCCUCUUAUUUGUGAUCUGGUCCAAAGACCCUACGAUCCCCAGAUACUUCUUUCGCUCGAGAUGGCACGUAGUCCUCUGGUGCUGUCCAAAACACCUUGUCUAGACCUUUCCAACACGUCCCCAUACAUUGAAGCAUUUUUCGCCAAGGUCAAUGUCUGGUAUGCCUGCGUCAAUCCAUUCAAUUGGAGAAGUCACUACCGCAUCGCGCUCUCGAAUGGUUUUCGUGAGGGACCAGAGAGCUGCAUUGUUUUGCUAGUCUUGGCUUUGGGUCAAGCGAGCUGCAGUGGAAGUAUCUCCCGACUGCCGAGCAAUGAGGAUCCCCCUGGACUGACAUACUUUGCCGCGGCAUGGGGUCUUCUUCCUGCACUGAUGAUGAGGAGUUCAGUACUCUCAGCACAAUGCACCAUUCUUGCCUCCGCAUACCUCUUCUAUCUGGUACGACCUUUGGAAGCCUGGACCCUGCUCAGCAGCACAAGCACGAAGCUGCAACUCCUUCUCAGUGCACCGGGAAGAAUUCCAGCGGGUCAAAAGGAACUAUGCGAGAGAGUCUACUGGAAUUCACUGCUCUUCGAGAGCGACCUACUUGCAGAGCUGGACCUACCUCAUUCCGGAAUUGUCCAAUUCGAGGAGAACGUGGGACUCCCAGGAGGAUUCGUACAAGAGGAAGAGGAGGGUGUUGGUCGCGACGAGCUAUGGUAUUUCCUCGCCGAAAUCGCUCUGAGAAGACUUCUCAAUCGUGUCAGCCAGCUCAUCUACUCGAAAGAUUCCAUGUCCUCAACUCAGAGUCUCGAGCCGGUCGUUGCAGAACUGGACUUCCAACUAGCGCAAUGGUAUGAGAGCCUGCCUCAAGCGCUCCAGUUCCCCUACAAUCGCUCCUUGCUGCAAGAUCCUGUACAGACCGUACUGCGAUUGCGAUAUUUUGCCUGCCGCACAAUCAUUUAUAGACCAUAUAUCCUCGCAGUUUUGGACAACGAGCAAGCAGCAAUGGACCCAUCAGUGCGGGAGAAUUGUCGCAAAUGCCUCGAAGCAGCCAUCCGGCAGCUGGAGCACAUCACGGCGCAAAGCCACGCCGGACACGUACCGUAUCUAUGGCAAGGCGCCCUCUCAAUUAUAUCCCAAACACUCCUCAUAAUGGGCGCAACCAUGUCUCCCUCCCUCUCUGGCAUCCUCUCAACGCUCGUUCCGCACCUUGACGCCGUCGACGCCAUCAUCAAUGACGUUGUCGUUGAAAUCGAGCGGUACGCGCAUCUGGCGCCCAGCCUUGGUCUUGGAGCAGAAAUCCUCCGUGAAGCUGAAAUGCGUCGAAGAGCGUAUCUUGGUGGCUGA